UAUAUUUGGAAGAAUCUCCUGCUGUUGUUCGUAUAUUGCACUGACUGGUCAAAGGAAAAAGAGUGUCCCCUUAGUCACCCUGACAAUUCCCAAAAGCGAAACUUGCGCUCUAGACUAGAUCUACACUGAGUCUGCAGGGCGCUGAGUCCCUGCCCAGGUCAGUAGCUCCGGCCCGGCGGGCGGGCAGGGACAAGGGCGGAGCCUAGGCCAGGCGUGGUCUUCCGUGGGAGAGAAGCAAAGUCUUUGCCCCACCCCCUAAAAACUGCUCUUCUCACAGCCAAUCAAGGAGACCUAUGCAAAUAGGGUCCCUGUCACCCCGGUAACCAUAAUGCCCGGCAGCCAAUGGAAACCAGCAAGUCGCGGCCCUGCUCCACGAUUGGGAGUGAAUUAAAAAGAUAGAGGCCCAAUGGGCUGUGGGAACGGUCCUCGGCGGGUUGAGGGGCGGGGAUAUGCAAAUAUGGUUUGAAAAGCCGGCGGGAAAUCUGAGUUUCGCGGGAGGACCUUGGCGCGUAAACCGUAUCCCUUCAUUCAUUGUCAGCAGCAGCUUCCUGGAGCCAUUUUUCAGCUGCCGGCCGCAGCACCCGGGCUGCCGCCGCCGCCUCGCAAUCCGUUGCAUCGGCCGCCGCCGACGCCUCCAUCCCCGAUUGGGGCCCGAUAUCCGUGCGACCGGGACCCUCCUCUCUCCAGAGCCCCGAUCAUUUUUGGCCCCCGGGGCCUGUGCGGUGCGGAAAAAUAAAAAGAAAAGAGAGAGAGGGGGCUCGGAAGCGCCGGGCGGGGAGGAGAGAAGGAGAGACUUGGAAACUCCGACUGCAAAUAAUAAAGAAAUUGAAAAAAUACAUUAAUAUAUCGUAACACUAAAAAGAGCAGGAGCGAGAGAUGAGAAAGGGGAUCCAGCCCGCUCUGGAGCCGUACCUGGUGACCGCCGGGGGUGGGGAGGGGGCGGCUGUCGUCGCCGCCGCCGCUGCAGCCUCCAUGGACAAAAGGGCACUGCUAGCCAGCCCCGGCUUCGCCGCCGCCGCCGCCCCGGGCGCGUACAUCCAGAUCCUCACCACGAACACUUCCACCACCUCCUGUUCCUCCUCCCUCCACAGCGGCGCCGUCGCCGCCGGCCCCCUCCUCCCCAGUGCCCCCGGCGCGGAGCAGACCGCCGGCAGCCUCCUCUACACCACGCCGCACGGACCCUCCAGCAGAGCCGGGCUGCUGCAGCAGCCACCAGCGCUGGGACGAGGCGGCGGCGGCGGCCCUCCGGCAAAGCGAAGGCUGGAGCUAGGAGAAAGCGGUCACCAGUACCUCUCAGAUGGUUUAAAAACCCCCAAGGGCAAAGGAAGAGCUGCACUACGAAGUCCAGAUAGUCCAAAAACUCCAAAAUCUCCCUCAGAAAAAACGCGGUAUGAUACGUCCCUUGGUCUGCUCACCAAGAAGUUCAUUCAGCUCCUGAGCCAGUCACCCGAUGGGGUCUUGGAUUUGAACAAGGCAGCAGAAGUGCUCAAAGUGCAAAAGAGAAGGAUUUAUGAUAUCACCAACGUUCUGGAAGGCAUCCACCUCAUUAAGAAGAAGUCUAAGAACAACGUCCAGUGGAUGGGCUGCAGUCUGUCUGAGGAUGGGGGCAUGCUGGCCCAGUGUCAAGGCCUGUCAAAAGAAGUGACCGAGCUCAGUCAGGAAGAGAAGAAAUUAGAUGAACUGAUCCAAAGCUGCACCCUGGACCUCAAACUGUUAACCGAGGAUUCAGAGAAUCAAAGGUUAGCUUAUGUUACAUAUCAAGAUAUUCGAAAAAUUAGUGGCCUUAAAGACCAAACUGUUAUAGUUGUGAAAGCCCCUCCAGAAACAAGACUUGAAGUGCCUGACUCAAUAGAGAGCCUACAAAUACAUUUGGCAAGUACCCAAGGGCCCAUUGAGGUUUACUUAUGUCCAGAAGAGACUGAAACACACAGUCCAAUGAAAACAAGCAACCAAGACCACAAUGGGAAUAUCCCUAAACCCACUUCCAAAGACUUGGCUUCAACCAACUCAGGACAUAGCGAUUGCUCAAUUUCUAUGGGAAACCUUUCUCCUCUGGCCUCCCCAUCCAACCUCUUACAGCAGACUGAGGACCAAAUUCCUUCCAGCCUAGAAGGGCCGUUUGUGAACUUACUGCCUCCCCUGCUGCAAGAGGACUAUCUCCUGAGCCUCGGGGAGGAGGAAGGCAUCAGCGAUCUCUUUGAAGCUUAUGAUCUGGAAAAGCUCCCACUGGUGGAAGACUUCAUGUGUAGCUGAUCACACUUCGGGAGACCUCUCCUUACAAACCGGUAUUUUUUUAUUAUGGAACCAGAACAUCUGUCAUGCAGUGUUGUCCCUUCCUACCUUCUUCCUCCAAGAGAGUAUCAUGAAGUUAACUACAAACUUCAGAAGAAAGCUGACAUUUUAGUGAAUUUUUUUUUUUUUUUUUAAUUAAUAAACAAAGUGUCUAAACGCACAGUUGCAGGCUCCCUUGGGAGAGCCUUGCUUUGCUCCAGGCUCCAAGAUCUCCUGGCUAAGUCAGCAAGUGAGAAAAUGUGCAAUCAGGUGUCUCUCACCCCGACUUUUCCUUCCUCCUUCCUUCCCAGAUUGGCUUGCUGUGCCUGACGGAUGGGCUGUAGAAAGGGGUCUGGCCACCUGGCCCACUGGGAAACAGCACUCUUCCUUAAUAGCAUUUCAAGCCGUGCCUUCUCUGCAGAAUGCAUGUCUUUGGGGUCUGCUAAUAUGGAAUGGAACUGCAGCAAAUGCAAACUUGAAGUCAUGCAAAAGUAUGAAAUGGAUUUCCUCAGCUCUUCUUAGGAAUAUUUAAAUUACUGUCCUAAUUCAGUGUAAGCUAUGGACUGCGUGUCCCAGUAGGAGGUCAAGAAAACCUCCACAGCCUUCUGGAUGGAGAACCUGUUUUCAAAUGUCCUUGUUGCAGAUACAGAAGACUAGUAGAGUUCUGCCACUCUGAGCUGUUGUGGAUUUUCCUGUCUCCGUGAACCACUCCGGUCCCCCUGUCUCCAGUGUAUUUGUGUUUCCAGUUGAUUUGUAGCAAUUGCCUCCUUCGUUCUUGGCGGAUUGUUUUAGACUUGUUCUUUUAGCUGCCGUUUAAGCAUGCCUGUGGCACCCAUCACCCUUUCAAUUUAAUUGUUUACUCUGAAGCGGUUUUUGCAAAUUCACAUUACACAAGCAGAGGGAGAGAACCUCUACUGAUCAGAGCAUCUAAACCUGUGUGAUCUAAGGUUUACCAGCCUCUGCAAGGAGCAUUGUCCCAUUGUGCUUCCGUUCCCAGGAGGGGGAGCUUGGAGCGAGUCAGUCCUGGGGCUUGCUGACAUGGGUGUCCACUGGCAAGGAGAACCAGGUCAGAUGAUGUGACAGCCCCAAGGAGCAGCAGGCAUGGGUCCCUCCAUCCUUGGGUUUCCCGGGCCCCUGUGACCGGGGAAAGGGCUCUCUUACACCGCACUCAGGGAGACCACUUCUCAGGAUGGGGUCAGAUGGAGAGACCUCUAGGGAGAAAGACAUCCCCGUUGUGUGAGUGGCAUUUCCUUAAGCUGGCAGGAACAGGGAGCUCCCACUGUGUCGGGGGCUGGAAUAGUUCUGGCCAGACCCCGUUCCCCUUCCUCCGUGAAGGAACAAGUUGGACCAAGGGAAGUCGGGAACGUAGAAAAUGAAGCAAAAGAAUGACAGGGCAUCUUCCGCUUUAGCGUUCAGGAAUGGUGUCCCAAGUUGGAGGCUUUGUGUCAGCUGCAAAUCCUACCGGUUACGUCCAAGGAUGGCUUUCCCUCGGGCAGGCGGCAGUCGCCAUCUCCCCCUGGGAAUACGGCGUAGUAUCUCUGGUCCGUUCCUUGGAUGCCGAGGACUGCGGGAAUGAGGGAGUCAGAUCAAGAACAAACCUCAAAAUGAACAGUUAGAUUGAAAUGCUAUGUGCCUGACCCAGUGGGAGGCACGUAGUAGGCACUCAACUCAUGUUUAAUUGCAUUGAAAAUGUCCCUUAGGGGGAAAAAAAAACACAAACAGAAAACCACAAGAGCCCCAGCCAGUUUACUCCAGGUAGAUUUCCACAAUAUGCAAAGUGGUGGUGGGGUCAAGACAGAUGACACCAGCACUUUAAACUCUGUGUGUGGGUAUGCGUGGGUGUAUGUUUGGGAAGAAAAACAAAGGUGCAGACGAUCUUCCUUUUUUCUUCUUCAGCCUCCAUCCCUGGCCUCCUCCCCUCACACACACUGGACUUGGUACCGAAUGUCGGUGUGGUCCGAGAUGAAGCGUUGGGGUGGGGGAGGGAGAGGGAGCUUUGUGUUAAGUGCCUACUGGAAAUGCACUGUGGGGUUUUUUCCUGUAUGGGAAACCAUUUAUGCCAAGCUUUUCCCCAUUUCCCAUAUUUAUCUCAUCUGGUUAGCUGCCUCUGCUUCCAGCUUUGUGUAAUUCUCUUUGCCAGCUGCACAAAGCUGAUUUUUUCCAAAGUCUAAAGACUGAGCUCACCUGGCUAGAUUGUUGUGUGUUUUGUUGAAAUUUUUCAGAAUGUCAUGCCGUAUUUAUUGUUUUAAAAAUGAAAGGAAUACUAAUAAGUCUUAAAAGUUCCUUCAUGCAUAGAUUUUUUUUUUUUUCCAGUUACUGGGCUUAACUGGUGUACAUUAAUUAGAUGUCCAUACUGUAUUCUGUUUUCAUUAAGUCACUGUCUUUUUGACGUAGUAUCCGGCACACAAUGUGGGUUAGUACUAUAGUAUUCGUGUUACUUUAAGUACUAAGUUGCAGGUUUCCUGGUACCAUUGAGUUGCUGCUAUUAAAAGCUCACACAUGAAAUGGCUAAAAGUUACAAGUGUGCGAAUUAUGACUGUGUGAGCCUUAGAAAAUAAAAUGUAUAAAAGGCAACACGUGAGCUGUCAAACAGUGUUAGGUAUGUGUUUAUAUGUACAGAGUUGUGCAUAGCAAUUGUUUUAUUUAAGUUGGUUGUAGUCUACUCACAUGUUCAUUAUUUAGCAGUUUUGUACAGAAAUAGCAAUUAAUUUGUAAACACUGCCAGAAUACUUUCUAGCUGGUCUGUAAUUUUUUUAAGAGUGUUGUUUUGUUUUUGUUUUUUUGUUCUUUGUCAUGGUUCUUGUUUUCAUUUCUGUUGGACGUGUAGAUCUGUAAAUAAAAUUGCAGUAUUUAAAGCUUAAGCUUUCAGGAAAAAGAAAAUAGGAAUUCAGCGUGUGCAUGACAACUCGUGUAUGAGAAGGAGGGAUCUGAAGGAAGACGGCUUGCAGAGUAAGUCGGGUGGCAGUUGUCAGGGUGUGGGAAUUUCUUUUCCUACGGGGUACGUGAUUUUUGUAAAAAGGAAGUAUUUCUCCCAGAACUGGGAGUAGGCAAUCUACUAAUAAGUUUAGCUUUGUGUUGUAUGCUAGUUUAAAAAAAGAAAAUAUGUAAUAUAAUGUAAAAAAAAAACAACAAAAAAAAGCUUUUAUGAUGGAUUUUGUAAAUAGAUUUGUUACAGGGUGACCUGUUCUCUAGCUGUGAUCUUACCACUUCAAAUGGGUGUAAUUUGAAUAAAUUUUGUAUGGUAAAGGAUCAAUAAAAUGAUUUUUUUUUUAAGAGUU
Messenger RNA from Callithrix jacchus (white-tufted-ear marmoset), 5549 nucleotides. RefSeq names its product E2F transcription factor 3 (gene E2F3). The record is from RefSeq and is a predicted model, not a curated record. Gene Ontology annotation, biological process: regulation of transcription by RNA polymerase II. Lineage: Eukaryota; Metazoa; Chordata; Mammalia; Primates; Cebidae. Gene Ontology annotation, molecular function: RNA polymerase II cis-regulatory region sequence-specific DNA binding; protein dimerization activity; DNA-binding transcription factor activity, RNA polymerase II-specific. Gene Ontology annotation, cellular component: RNA polymerase II transcription regulator complex.